This is a messenger RNA of Durusdinium trenchii, 1257 nucleotides long. The record is from the annotation of a GenBank genome assembly. Lineage: Eukaryota; Dinophyceae; Suessiales; Symbiodiniaceae.
AGGUGUCUUUUUGUAGUAUUUAUUUUGGGGUCAGCAAGAUGUGUCAUGACAUCAUGUCUACAUGCACUGCCGAACGGAUCGUGGUGCCCUGCCGGGGCGAUGUGCAGAUCUACCAGGUAGUGAAGGGAAAGAUCCCAGGCAACCUGAAGGCUGCGCUGAGCGAGCCCCUCUCGGAGGAGGACGUGAAGCACAUUUUUCGAGAGGUGGGGUUGCAGACGGCCCAGCCAGUACCGCCGGGGCAAAGACCCAAGGUGCUUUGGUCCUUUGGCCCACCGGCGGCCGGCAAGAGCACGCUCGCCCACCGGCGGGCGGAGGAGCUCUUCGGGAGCGAGGGCUCUGUCUGCGUCGAUGGCGACGAGAUCCGGGAUCGGCACCCCGCCUUCCGGGACGUGACUCAGCACGGCUUGGAGAGCCAUGUGCUUCACAAAGAUGCCUGGGAGGUCUUGAAAGCAACAGGCGUCGUUGAAGGCCUCAAAAAGAGGAUCCUGCAUGAGGCGAUCCAGCAGCGGCAGAAUAUCACCCUGCCGGAUUGUGCCUUGAAGCCUGCACGAGUCAUGGAGAUGUUCAAAGCUUUGCAAGCAGCUGACUAUGAGAUGCAUGCGAUCUGCCUUUGGACACCAUGCCAAGAGGCUGAAAGGCGUGGGCGCUUACGCUCGGUGGCCACCGGAAAGGCCUACAGCCCCAAGUUCCACCGGCCCAGUCGUGAUGGAACCAUUGAAGUGGCUCACUACUGGGAGCAGAUGAGGCAGUCGAAUCAUCAAUUUCAGAGCAUUGAGUAUUACGACACGACGGGUGCGCCGAUGCAGCUCGAGUUCAGCUCCUUCGAGCGCUUGACCGAGACGGAGUUCAGGCGUUCGUCCUGGAGGACUGAGGAUGGCCGGCGAGAGUCGCUCUUGAAGAAGCUAGUCCAAGACGAAAGGCCCGAGGUGGAGGAGCGAAGCAUGUCAACGCGAUCUCGCCAAAGCUGGUGGAGUUGGCUUUGGCAAAGGCCGCUCAUGACCCGAUUCUGCGAAUUCUGUGGCUUUCCGCUCACUGCCAUAGGAGUCAUUCCACUGGGGACCUUCGGACUCUUUCGCAUCUUGCGGCUUUGAACUGUGGGGACCGGACCGGCCUCCGGGCCGCCGGACCUACUGGACAUCACCGGUUGCGGAGCAGCUGGAGAGGGGAAGGAGAGGGUGACGCAGCCCAGGCUACGUGGUGAGCUUCCAGAAAAAGCACCGUGAGAGGCCAUAACAUGGCCUCCAACCUAGAAUAGCG